AUGCGCCGUUCAAGGCCGAGCAAGGCACCACGAGUCUCUCGCCUCUCUGCACGCCAAGUCAAUGUUUCGGCUGACGCAAGGAGCUUGCCAGUCGCAUUGCGACCCAAUUCAACACCCGCGCCUCCCGCACUGUCCCGAAUCUUUCGACGCAACGCCAUCGUGCUCAAGCCCAUCAUGAGACCAAAACACGUCAGUGCAGAGCGGAUGAUGCCGCCGAGUAAGACCAUCGCGGCACCUGGCACGGCUAUACAGACUCUGCGCCCCGCGUCGGCACUGCAAUCCGCCCUGUUCCUCGCUGUCCGCGGCGGCCACGUUGCACACGCACCGCCGACUCUGAAGCAGAAAGCUCGCCAUGAACCCCAGCCCGAAGAAUUCCAGACCCCUGCCCGUGGUCCAAAACAGUGUCAGCGAUCCACCUCGAUUGCUCGUUCAGCCGGCCUGGCGGUUGCCAUCUGGACCUCUACGCGAUCGGGACUAGCGCAGGACCCAGACCCUGGCGGUCCAGUCGCAGUCUGCUCAGGCUACGAGCGCGCUCAGGGUGAAGGGACAUACGAUUCGGAUUCGGGGAUUGGCCAGGACGGUGCAAAAGCUGCAUCUUGGCUUGCAGGGCCAGCCUCGAAAUCCCCCUUGCAUCUCGGUGUCAUCGCUCUGUACCGUUCUGCGCAAUCCCGCAUUUUGGACCCCUCUUCGCACUUCAUCCCCUCCUCCUCGUUCACCGUCUUCCCCUCUUCAUCAGACCUUGGCACCGUUUCGUCAUCCCUCAUCCUCGCAUCCAUCCUCCCCAUCCACGCACUUCGACCAUACCCGGGCAUUCAUUUCGCCUCUCGACAUCAUUCCGCCUCGAAUCAACUGGUCUUGUACCGCGCCACCGACACUGACCACCGCCGUACCACUCGCGGCAUCACUUGCGUCCAUUUGCCCAUCCCCCGUCAAUUCAGGCAAGCGGAGCAGACGCAUCCUGCUGCUUUGGCAAACGCCAUGUCUGCCGUUGCCACUCGUCGCGCUUCCUUGACUCCAUCCUCGCCAGGUUCGCGUCGAGGGUCCUGGGUCGACGUCCCUAUUGUCAGCGCGCCCUCCUCACGUCGCGGUUCGCGUGUCGACCUGACCAUCAACACCACCGGUUCGACCAGCGUCGCCUCGCCUGAACCGCUUUCAGCGUCCAGCCAGACCAAACUGUCUAUUCAUCAACUUCUUGGCAGUCUCUCGCACGUCUCGGACUCGCAAUCACGAAUGUCGUCGCCCGGAAGUUCGCGCUCGCCCAUGACAAGCGAGUCGCACACGGGCAAGCGCAAGUUCGACGCCGAUGCCGACUUGUCGAGCCCCUUCCUCGCCUCUUCGGCCGCCGAGAUCCAGUUGCCCUCAGACCCUCUUCGCCGCGCGAGCAUCAUCAACCUUGCCACCGCGGCUGCCGCCGCCGUCCUACAAUGUCAGGUAGGGCAGCGCCGCAUGUCGACGCUUCCAGAGCAGGACCAGAAGCGUCAGCGCGUCGAGCAGCUUGAGAUGCUCAUUGAGCAAGCACGCAAAGCAAGCGACCGCACUAAAAGCGUCGACAGCAACGGAGAGGCUGAGAACCCAUCCCACAACGUCGCCAUUGCCAAUGCCCUCGCCAACCAUCUCGGUCUCACACCUCAGCCAUCGGCACCCUCAACCCCAGCCGCUGCCACACCAGUUCCUUCUUCUCCGACCAAGGCGCCCGCCUCAGCUCUGGCCGCACCACCCACACCAACAGCGCCCAAGAGCCCAUUAUCUGCCGAGCCGGUCACUGCCGAACGCCUCGCUGCUGAUGCCGGGGAAGAGAAGGAGUCUGGCGCAGCAGCUCCUGUCCAAGAAUCUCGCAGCGAUGAGACCGAGGCCAAAGACGCGCAACGGAGCACUGCGACAGCGCCGAAGAGUGCCACUCCGACUAUCGUACUCAACAAGGGUCAAGCCGACGAGCCAUCUUUAUUCGACAAGCUGCCUGCCGAGCACCAGCGCGAGUGGCAAUCGACAGUGUCGAGCGACAAGUUCCUGGACGAGGCCAAAGAAGUCGCCACCACGUACAGCCGCUUCUAUCGCUUCGAGAAAGAAUGGGCGCAGAAGGCUCUCGAAUUGGAACGUCGCCGAAGCUCGGUACGCAUCGACCCGCUUGCGCGCCUGCCACCCGGCAACGCGCCGCUUUCCACCGAUGCUCCGAAGAGCGGGCCCACCUCGCCAAAGCAGCACUCGGCGCCCGAGUCGCGCAUCAUGUCGCGGGGGACCUCGCCAUUUGGCGACUUCUCCUCAGACUCUGCCGCUCGAACGUCGCACAGCGUGCCGAGCGGUUCGUUUUCGUCGUCGCACCGCGGCUCGUCGAGUGGCCUCGCCAACGUGCUGUCCAACUUUGCCGAGCUGAUCGAGCAUCGUCAACGCUCGUGCUCGGGACUGGAGGCGCUAGCCAAGCAGGCCAAGGAGCUGCCCGUCAAGCGACUCAGCCAGCCCAACCCGCAAUUCCGCACGACGUUUGGCGAAUUCUCGUGGUCCAAAGACUCGCAAGGCGGCGCCAAGGCUGGCUCGCAGACCAUCAAUGAAGCCGACGCGGACUCGGACGCGUCUUCACCCGCGCAAGACGACGACCCUGCUGGCAGCGGACCGGCAGCUGCGCAAUCGAUCAAGGCUGAGCCCAGCCCAGCGCGCUUGCAAGUCAAGUCGGAAAAGAAGAUCAAGGAAGAGGCGGCGAAUCCCGAGGCCGACGGCCCCGCCACGCCGCGCUCGACCAUGAGCAUCGCCAGCAUGCUCUGA
Molecule: messenger RNA, 2757 nt
Organism: Moesziomyces antarcticus
Lineage: Eukaryota; Fungi; Basidiomycota; Ustilaginomycetes; Ustilaginales; Ustilaginaceae
Exons: 7
Coding region: 1-2757 (918 amino acids)
Source: RefSeq, a predicted model, not a curated record